Molecule: messenger RNA, 638 nt
Organism: Rhopalosiphum padi (bird cherry-oat aphid)
Lineage: Eukaryota; Metazoa; Arthropoda; Insecta; Hemiptera; Aphididae
Gene: mRpL52
Product: large ribosomal subunit protein mL52
Exons: 3
Coding region: 169-519 (116 amino acids)
Biological process (GO): mitochondrial translation
Cellular component (GO): mitochondrial large ribosomal subunit
Molecular function (GO): structural constituent of ribosome
Source: RefSeq, a predicted model, not a curated record
GAUAACCAUGAUUAAAGAUCAGAUCUUUUCAAUAACUAAUUUCUAUAUUCUAUGAUUGUUCUUCACUCGUUCACUUAGUUAACUUUACUUUUUACUCGAGAAAACUUUUGUUGUUUAGUUUAUUAUAUAAGAAUAUUAAAGAAUUUGUGGUACUUUAAAAUAUUUAAAAUGUUGGGCAUUAAUUUAGUUAAAAAUAUUAGAUAUUUUUCAACCAGUUACGGUUUAAGAUUAGAUCUGUCUUGGAGGUCUUCAAAAAAGCUACCUUUAAACCCAAUGGAUAGAGGUAUUCUUACGGAUGGUGCUGAUUACAUUUUUUUGGACGGACGUCCUACCCCAUUUGGUAUGAAACAAAAAAGAAAAAUUUUGCUUCAAAGAGAAUAUGCUAAAAAAAUUGUUGAACUUAGUGAAAGUUUAGACAUUGCAAAGGAACGAUAUGCGAAGAAAGUUGGAGAAACAGAGGAACAGAUAAAACAUGUAUUGGAAAGAAAACUUAAGCCAAAAGGAAAUAAAAAUAUUUAGGACAAAAAGAAAUCUUUGUACUUUUCUUAUAAUUUAUAAAAAUUUAGGUAGAACACUCAUUUUGUACAAAAAAUUAUAAUUUAAUUAAUUGUAAUAAAAAAAUUACAUAAAAUUUUUAA